Lemur catta (Ring-tailed lemur) is the source of this 7499-nucleotide messenger RNA. It is a transcript of the gene ARFGEF1, whose product is annotated as ADP ribosylation factor guanine nucleotide exchange factor 1. The coding region runs from base 641 to 6193 and encodes 1850 amino acids. NCBI's taxonomy places the organism in Eukaryota, Metazoa, Chordata, Mammalia, Primates, Lemuridae. Gene Ontology annotation, molecular function: guanyl-nucleotide exchange factor activity. The transcript is spliced from 39 exons. The record is from RefSeq and is a predicted model, not a curated record. Gene Ontology annotation, biological process: regulation of ARF protein signal transduction.
GCAUCUCGGGCCGCUCCUCCCGCGCCGCCCUCCGCCCCCAGCCUCCCGGCGCCGCGGCAGCUCUGGGCAGGCAGCGCCGCCGCCGCCGCCGCUUCCUCCUCUGCAGCCGUUCGGCCGCUGCGUGACGCGUCGUUUCCUCCCAACAUGGCGGCCGGGGCAGGUCGGCGGUGAUGGAGGCCAGGCAGCGGCCGCGGCGGGUGCUAAUCCCCACAGUAGCCAGGGCAGCCCUGCUCUCGCCGGGCCUCUGAGCUGCCGCCGCCGCCGCCCCGUCCCUUGGCUCCUGCCAGACGGCCGCCUGGGCCGGGCUCCCUCACCGCCGCCGGGCCGGAGGGACGAGUGAGGGGGGCGGCCGGGAAGGGACCCCCGGGCCAGGUCUAGCAGCGGAGGCGCGACGGGCGCGGCCCUCGAGGGGCGGCUUCUCGGGGGCGGCGAGGACCUCGACGCCCCUGGCCGGUACCGCGACUGGUCCCGCUCGCCCGCCCCUUUCUGAUCCUGUCGCUGCCCUCCACGCCUCCUCUCCCCCACUCCCACCCCCUCUCCUUUUUCUCUUCUCUUCCUCCCCCUCCUCCACCUCCUCCUCCUCCCCUCCAGCCGUUGGGAGCCGCGGGUCGGACGAGCCGCCGCCUCCUUCUUUGCGUCCAUGUAUGAGGGGAAGAAGACGAAGAACAUGUUCCUGACCCGGGCCCUGGAGAAGAUUUUGGCCGACAAGGAAGUGAAGAAGGCGCAUCACUCCCAGCUGCGCAAAGCUUGCGAGGUGGCGUUAGAGGAAAUAAAAGCGGAAACUGAAAAACAGAGUCCUCCUCAUGGAGGAGAAGCAAAAGCUGGAUCAGGCACCCUUCCACCAGUGAAAUCGAAGACGAAUUUUAUUGAAGCAGACAAGUACUUCUUACCCUUUGAGUUGGCAUGCCAGUCCAAAUGUCCCCGCAUAGUUAGUACAUCUCUAGAUUGUUUACAGAAACUUAUUGCUUAUGGGCACUUGACUGGCAAUGCUCCAGAUAGUACAACACCAGGCAAAAAAUUAAUUGAUAGAAUUAUUGAAACAAUAUGUGGCUGCUUCCAAGGUCCUCAGACAGAUGAAGGAGUUCAGUUGCAGAUAAUAAAGGCUUUACUUACUGCAGUAACAUCACAACACAUAGAAAUUCAUGAAGGGACUGUACUGCAAGCUGUGAGAACAUGUUACAAUAUCUAUCUAGCAAGCAAAAAUCUCAUCAAUCAGACAACAGCCAAAGCUACUCUUACUCAGAUGCUAAAUGUUAUCUUUGCACGCAUGGAAAACCAAGCAUUACAAGAAGCCAAACAAAUGGAAAAAGAAAGGCAUCGACAGCAUCAUCAUCUUUUGCAGUCUCCAGUAAGCCAUCAUGAGCCUGAGUCACCUCAACUUAGAUAUUUGCCACCUCAGACUGUUGAUCAUAUAUCCCAAGAACACGAAGGGGACCUUGACCCCCAUACAAAUGAUGUAGAUAAAAGUCUUCAGGAUGACACAGAGCCUGAAAAUGGAUCUGAUAUUUCCAGUGCAGAAAAUGAACAGACUGAAGCUGAUCAGGCAACUGCAGCUGAAACAUUAUCUAAAAAUGAUAUAUUAUAUGAUGGAGAAAACCAUGAUUGUGAGGAAAAGCCACAAGACAUUGUACAGAGCAUUGUAGAAGAAAUGGUGAACAUUGUUGUUGGAGAUAUGGGAGAAGGGACUACUAUAAAUGCAAGUGCAGAUGGCAACAUUGGAGCUAUAGAGGAUGGUAGUGACAGCGAAAAUAUUCAAGCAAAUGGAAUUCCAGGAACACCAAUUUCUGUUGCAUAUACACCAUCCUUACCUGACGACAGAUUGUCAGUCUCUUCCAAUGAUACUCAGGAAUCUGGAAAUUCUUCAGGACCUUCACCUGGUGCUAAGUUUUCCCAUAUUUUACAAAAGGAUGCCUUUCUAGUAUUCAGGUCAUUGUGUAAACUGUCAAUGAAACCACUGUCAGAUGGACCGCCAGACCCAAAGUCUCAUGAGUUACGAUCCAAGAUUCUUUCGUUGCAGUUACUUCUGUCCAUUCUGCAGAAUGCAGGACCCGUUUUCAGGACAAAUGAGAUGUUUAUUAAUGCUAUUAAGCAGUAUCUUUGUGUUGCACUCUCAAAAAAUGGAGUCUCAUCUGUUCCAGAGGUUUUUGAGCUUUCUCUUUCUAUAUUUCUUACUCUGUUGUCAAACUUCAAGACACAUCUGAAGAUGCAAAUUGAGGUGUUCUUUAAAGAAAUUUUCUUAUACAUUUUGGAAACAUCUACCAGCUCAUUUGAUCACAAAUGGAUGGUUAUUCAGACACUGACAAGGAUUUGUGCAGAUGCUCAAAGUGUAGUGGAUAUUUAUGUAAACUAUGACUGUGACUUAAAUGCAGCCAAUAUAUUUGAAAGACUAGUAAAUGAUCUAUCAAAAAUCGCUCAAGGAAGGGGCAGUCAAGAACUUGGUAUGAGUAAUAUUCAGGAAUUGAGCCUAAGGAAAAAAGGUUUAGAAUGCUUAGUGUCAAUUUUGAAGUGUAUGGUUGAAUGGAGUAAGGAUCAGUAUGUGAAUCCCAACUCUCAGACAACUCUUGGUCAGGAGAAACCCUCAGAGCAAGACAUGAAUGAAAUCAAACACCCCGAGACAAUAAACAGAUAUGGAAGUUUAAAUUCCUUGGAGUCAACAUCAUCAUCAGGAAUAGGCAGCUACAGUACACAGAUGUCUGGCACUGAUAAUCCAGAACAAUUUGAGGUCCUAAAGCAACAAAAAGAAAUAAUAGAACAAGGGAUAGAUUUAUUCAAUAAGAAGCCAAAGAGAGGAAUACAGUACCUCCAAGAACAGGGGAUGCUUGGCACUACACCUGAAGAUAUUGCCCAAUUCUUACAUCAAGAGGAAAGAUUAGACUCUACUCAAGUGGGUGAAUUCCUGGGAGAUAAUGAUAAAUUUAACAAAGAAGUCAUGUAUGCAUAUGUGGACCAACAUGACUUUUCAGGAAAGGACUUUGUUUCAGCUCUUCGCAUGUUUCUGGAAGGAUUCCGUCUUCCAGGGGAAGCUCAGAAAAUUGACCGAUUAAUGGAAAAAUUUGCUGCAAGAUACCUAGAAUGCAACCAAGGACAAACCCUUUUUGCUAGUGCAGAUACUGCUUAUGUUUUGGCUUACUCAAUUAUCAUGUUGACCACUGACCUUCACAGUCCACAGGUUAAAAAUAAAAUGACGAAGGAACAGUACAUUAAGAUGAAUAGAGGUAUUAAUGACAGUAAAGACCUUCCUGAAGAGUAUCUAUCAGCCAUCUAUAAUGAAAUAGCCGGGAAAAAGAUAUCAAUGAAAGAAACAAAAGAACUAACAAUCCCUACAAAAUCAAGUAAACAAAAUGUAGCCAGUGAAAAACAAAGAAGACUUCUGUAUAACUUAGAAAUGGAACAGAUGGCCAAGACAGCUAAGGCACUCAUGGAGGCUGUGAGCCAUGUUCAGGCACCUUUUACAAGUGCAACACAUUUGGAGCAUGUGAGGCCCAUGUUUAAGUUGGCUUGGACACCUUUUCUGGCUGCAUUCAGUGUGGGUCUUCAAGAUUGUGAUGAUACCGAAGUAGCCUCUCUUUGCCUGGAAGGUAUAAGAUGUGCAAUCAGAAUUGCAUGCAUUUUCAGCAUUCAGCUGGAAAGAGAUGCAUAUGUCCAGGCACUAGCAAGAUUUACCUUACUUACAGUGAGUUCUGGUAUUACUGAAAUGAAACAAAAGAACAUAGACACAAUAAAAACACUUAUUACAGUGGCUCAUACAGAUGGAAAUUAUUUAGGAAAUUCCUGGCAUGAGAUUCUGAAGUGCAUCAGUCAGUUGGAGCUGGCACAACUUAUAGGAACUGGAGUGAAACCUCGAUACAUUUCUGGAACAGUGCGAGGCAGAGAAGGAUCUCUUACUGGAACAAAAGAUCAGGCUCCUGAUGAAUUUGUGGGUCUGGGGUUAGUUGGAGGAAAUGUGGACUGGAAGCAGAUAGCGAGUAUUCAGGAAUCCAUUGGAGAAACCAGUUCUCAAAGUGUUGUUGUUGCUGUAGAUAGAAUAUUCACAGGAUCUACAAGGCUAGAUGGGAAUGCUAUUGUGGAUUUUGUGCGUUGGCUCUGUGCUGUGUCUAUGGAUGAAUUACUUUCCACUACACAUCCAAGAAUGUUUAGUCUACAAAAAAUAGUAGAAAUAUCAUACUACAACAUGGGAAGAAUAAGAUUGCAGUGGUCUCGAAUUUGGGAAGUUAUUGGAGAUCAUUUUAAUAAGGUUGGCUGUAAUCCUAAUGAAGAUGUGGCUAUUUUUGCAGUAGACUCCUUGAGGCAGUUGUCAAUGAAGUUCUUAGAGAAAGGGGAGCUUGCUAAUUUCAGGUUCCAGAAGGAUUUCUUAAGACCUUUUGAACAUAUAAUGAAACGGAACAGGUCUCCAACAAUUCGAGAUAUGGUUGUACGGUGUAUAGCACAGAUGGUUAAUUCUCAAGCUGCUAACAUUCGAUCUGGAUGGAAGAACAUUUUCUCUGUAUUUCAUCUAGCUGCAUCCGAUCAAGAUGAAAGCAUAGUGGAACUUGCUUUCCAAACAACUGGGCACAUUGUCACCCUUGUAUUUGAAAAACACUUUCCAGCGACCAUUGAUUCCUUCCAGGAUGCAGUGAAGUGUUUGUCUGAAUUUGCAUGCAAUGCAGCUUUCCCAGACACAAGUAUGGAAGCAAUUCGACUUAUUCGCCAUUGUGCAAAAUAUGUGUCUGAUAGACCUCAGGCUUUCAAGGAAUACACAAGUGAUGAUAUGAAUGUGGCACCUGAAGACAGGGUGUGGGUGAGAGGAUGGUUCCCAAUUCUCUUUGAAUUAUCCUGUAUCAUCAAUAGAUGCAAAUUAGAUGUAAGAACCAGGGGUUUAACAGUAAUGUUUGAAAUAAUGAAAACAUAUGGCCACACUUACGAAAAACACUGGUGGCAGGAUUUAUUUAGAAUUGUUUUCAGAAUCUUUGACAAUAUGAAAUUGCCAGAACAACAGACUGAGAAAGCUGAGUGGAUGACAACAACUUGCAAUCAUGCACUGUAUGCAAUCUGUGAUGUAUUCACCCAAUAUUUAGAAGUACUCAGUGAUGUACUUUUGGAUGAUAUUUUUGCCCAGCUCUACUGGUGUGUGCAGCAAGACAAUGAGCAGUUAGCACGAUCUGGUACAAACUGCUUAGAGAACGUUGUUAUUCUGAAUGGUGAAAAAUUUACCCUAGAAAUCUGGGAUAAAACUUGUAACUGCACACUGGAUAUCUUCAAAACCACAAUCCCACAUGCGCUCUUGACCUGGCGUCCUACUUCUGGAGAAACUGCCCACCCACCUCCAUCUCCUGUGAGUGAAAAACCAUUGGAUACAAUAUCACAGAAAUCUGUAGAUAUUCAUGAUUCUAUUCAACCAAGAUCUGCAGAUAAUAGACAGCAAGCACCACUGGUUUCUGUCUCUACUGUGAAUGAAGAAGUCAGCAAAACGAAAUCUACAGCGAAAUUUCCAGAACAAAAAUUGUUUGCUGCCCUGUUGAUUAAAUGUGUUGUGCAGCUGGAACUCAUCCAAACUAUCGACAACAUUGUGUUCUUCCCAGCCACAAGUAAAAAAGAAGAUGCGGAAAACCUAGCUGCAGCCCAGAGAGAUGCAGUGGACUUUGAUGUUCGAGUUGAUACUCAAGACCAAGGAAUGUAUCGCUUUUUAACAUCACAACAACUUUUUAAGCUACUGGACUGCUUGUUAGAAUCGCAUAGAUUUGCAAAAGCGUUUAAUUCCAACAACGAACAGCGGACUGCCCUGUGGAAAGCAGGCUUCAAAGGCAAGUCUAAGCCCAACCUUCUGAAGCAGGAGACCAGCAGCCUGGCCUGUGGGCUGCGCAUUCUCUUCCGGAUGUACAUGGACGAGAGCCGGGUUAGUGCCUGGGAGGAGGUCCAGCAGAGGCUUUUGAAUGUCUGCAGUGAAGCACUAAGUUACUUCCUCACUCUAACAUCAGAAAGUCAUCGGGAAGCCUGGACUAACUUACUGCUUUUGUUUCUAACUAAAGUUCUAAAGAUAAGCGAUAAUAGGUUUAAAGCUCAUGCAUCAUUCUACUACCCUCUCUUAUGUGAAAUUAUGCAAUUUGACUUGAUUCCUGAACUGCGUGCUGUUCUUAGAAGAUUUUUUCUGCGAAUCGGAGUAGUUUUUCAGAUAUCACAACCACCUGAACAGGAACUUGGAAUAAACAAGCAAUGAUGGGAACUUAAUAUUUUUCUGUUGGUGUUUACAUCCCUCCGCUCUUUAAAAGGACCCUGGAGCCGAGGUUUCCUACCUGAAAAUGAAUUCUUUGAAUUGCAGUGUCUGAGGCUGACUGGGAAAGAUGCUUAGAACUAAUACUCAAAACUUGCAACACUCCAGUCCCUUUACCUGGCGGAUUCUGUGUGUCACGUUGGGCUCAUGUUGAGCAGAAAGCAUGUGUAAACAUGUGUCAGCUUAUGCUCACGGGUCCUCCCUGUCAUCCGUGGCAGGGAGAGCCUCACAUAUUUUUGGCAGGUGUGGGAGUGAAACUUACCCAAAGAACUAUAGAUGUAAAGAUUGAACUUCUGCAAGAAGUACAACUCAGGAGAGCUGUAUUUUGAAGGAUAAAAUGUUUAUAAUUGGGGGGUGGGGGGAGAGGAAGAAAUUAUUGUUCAUGGUAAAAGAUAUUUAGCAACUAUGGUAUUCUUAUUCUGAAGAUUUUUGCACACUCAGGCUAUCUGAGAUACUGGUAAUCAUCCUUCUGUGAAAAAUGUACAGAGAUGCAGGUCUGUAAUAUAAAAAUCUAAAACAUUAUAUAGUUCUUCCUGCACUGUUUUCUUUAUUUUCUUAUUCAUUUGCUAAAUACCCAUAAUAUUUUGUCAAAUGCACUAAACAUCUGGGUUGAACUUUUUGUCUUUUUUAUUUUGUGGGAGUUUUUAGUUUUGCCCUUUUUCGGGGGGGGGGGGGGGGGGGGGGUGGUAAUUUUGAGGAUUUAACAUGCCCAGAAGCUGUUGUGGCUGACACUUGUCAAGAUCAACAACAGGAAGGAAAAAAAAAAAGGUAGAAACUAUCCCUCCUGACAAUAACUACCUGUAAUAUGUACUUCUCUUAGGGCUUCUAAAGAUGAGCCAUUAAAAUAGAAUGAUCCUUCACGACCGAAACUUGAAUCACUGCAAAACGAAUCUAGGUUGCUGUCAUUUUCUUUUCUUUUGGGUGGCGGGGCUUGAUGUAGAUUUUACUCUGUGUACAGAAUUUAAUGUUGAAUAUAUUAAAAUAACAACAAAUCUGGCAUGGUUUGCAGAGGUUAGAUUUACUGGAAAUGUAUUCAUACUGUGAAUUGUGUUCUGAUGGUUAACAGACAAGAUUGUCAAGCAUUCCGUAUUAAUAGUGGAUGUAGAAAAUUUUUUCAGAUGGAUAAAAUGUAUAUGGUACAGAUGUAAAGUUUUCUAUGUAAAAAAUUCUGUACAACUUUCUGUACAAUACUGAUUCUCAUCUGGCAUAUUCUAAUCAGGUUAUAGGUCAAUAAAGUUUUUGAAUUAUUUCA